UUGCAGUUCACGCGACUUCUAUGAACAACACUAAUAAACUUAUUAGCGGUGAUAACAAGGGUUACGCCUCACAGCUCUUUGAACAGGAUAUCAAUGGCGGGACACUUCACGGGAAGGGACCAUUCGUGGCAUUAUUCCCGCAAUCAAAUGAGGGCGACGUCUCGCCUAACACUAAAGGACCGUUUUGUUUGGACACUGGUUUGCCGUGCGAUACGAACACCAGUACUUGCGGCGGACGGAAUGAAAAUUGUGUUGCCUUUGGUCCGGGAAAUGAUAUGUUUGAAAGCACUAAAAUCAUUGGUUUCCGCCAAUACUCUAAAGCCAAAGAGCUUUUCAAGAGCGCCGACACUGAACUGUCGGGAAAAAUCCAAUACAUUCAUCAAACUAUCAAUAUGUCAGACGUGACCAUUCAGUUGCCCAACAACGCGACCGCUAAGACUUGCGCGGCGGCAAUGGGUUACAGUUUCGCCGCCGGCACUACAGAUGGACCAGGGGCUUUUGAUUUUCGUCAAGGUGACACGAGUUCGUCUCCGUUCUGGAAUUUGGUGCGAAACCUAAUUAGGACUCCUUCUCAGCAAUUGAUUGACUGCCAAAACCCAAAGCCUAUUCUCUUCGCCACCGGAGAAAUGCAUUUCCCGUAUUUGUGGGAA
This is a messenger RNA of Medioppia subpectinata, 650 nucleotides long. Lineage: Eukaryota; Metazoa; Arthropoda; Arachnida; Sarcoptiformes; Oppiidae. The record is from the annotation of a GenBank genome assembly.